Gigantopelta aegis is the source of this 5324-nucleotide messenger RNA. RefSeq lists its product as uncharacterized. Gene Ontology annotation, cellular component: nucleus. Gene Ontology annotation, molecular function: DNA binding; nucleosome binding. NCBI's taxonomy places the organism in Eukaryota, Metazoa, Mollusca, Gastropoda, Neomphalida, Peltospiridae. Bases 213 to 3971 code for a protein of 1252 amino acids. The record is from RefSeq and is a predicted model, not a curated record. The transcript has 15 exons.
CAGGAGUGGAUGAGCCUCAAGCUUUAAAAGACAGUGAAGAUUACAGACGCAUUGCAACAUCACAUGUUCAGUCAGAAUACAGGCAAAACUGUCCUCAAGUGGAGGCUAGCAAAGCAAAACAAACAAAACAAAAGCACAAGGAGCCAUCAAGUAGAAAGAGAACCGAAAAGAAGAAAGUGAUUGAAAGCGGUGAUGAUGAGAUUCAAGCAAUAAUGUUCAACCAGAUGGUCGCAGAAGCUACGAAGCAAUCCAAAUUGCAGCAGUCUUCUACUCAUUCCAAGUCCACCAUAAGGUCUUUGAUCGAUGAUUCAAAAAGAGGUGAUUCUGUGUCUGAAAAGAUCUUGCCCCAACAUCCUGUGAGUUAUUCUACAAGAGAGGCAUUGAUUAACAGAAAUGCCACCUCCGGUGGACACGUGCUGGUGCAUAGUACAACAGAGGAUAUGUCAAAUGAGAGGCCUCCUUUUACAACAAAAGCUGAAUCAUUGAGUCGAGAGCUAUCGCCCUCCAGAAUCACUGCUCAGAUGCAGUCGGUUCUAUCAGAGAGUUACAAGCCCACAUCCCAAAGCCAAACCACCACAGUGGACACCUUCAGACAAAAUUUACUGCACUCGGCAUUGACAGGAAUGUUGAAUCAGUCCCCGGGCAGAGUGUCUCCAACUGCAACAAAGACCUCUCCAAAGGUUAAAGGCAAAGGUGUGUCUUCAUCCCGCUUACCUCCAAAGAAAGAAAUUGCUCCUGGGAUGUUCAGGGAGUCUAACAAGUCCCCACCAGAACAUAUUGUUAGGACAGCUAAACUGCCUCCUGAAAUGAACCAGCCUAGAUCAGUUGGUAGGUCUUCACCAAAGUUUGUAAGUGAAAAGCUACAAAGCCAUGUUGGUUUAGUAAAACAGGAUGCUGUUGUUUCCAGUCUGACCAGUCUCCAAAGUGGAUCCAUCGGUGUGUCGGUUGCUCAGACUCAUGAGCACCACCAUCCACCACCAGUGUACACUUCAGCUCAUGUUACCAGCGCAGGACCAACAUCUGUGACAGUCCCGCAUUCAUUUCAUCACCAGUCUCACUGGUCAAAGCUGGGUAUGGUGGUUCCUACAUCGGCCAUCACAUCAACUAGAGUGGCACCUGGUGUUCACAUUGUAGCUGCUCCUUCAGAGGGCAUUCAAACAGUUCCCAUACCUCAUCACCUGCAGAAAGUGAUUGUGCCUGUUUCGGCUGACAAUCCUAGAACUCUUUCGCCAUCAAGAGAAAUGUUGCUGGCAGAACAGCAUGAAGCUGAGAGGAGAUACUCCCCACAUGCCGUCAUCAGAAGAACGCCACCACCUGUUCCUCCAAGUGGCUGGAUUUCAAGUACAGCAUCUUCAGUGCAGCAUCCUAAAGCUAGGGCUUCAGCAUUGGCACAUCAAGUAUCUUCUCCUCAAGGACAACACAAGGUACCAUCACCGCACAGGAUACCAUCACCGCACAGGAUACCAUCACCGCACAGGAUACCCUCGCCACACAGAAUACCCUCACCACAUGGAAAUCAUGACGAUCAGUCUCCUCAGGGUUACAUGUCACCCCAAAGAGGACACUCACCAUACACUGUGCACUCACCAUACACUGUGCACAGAGAACAAGUAUCUCGCAUACAUCAAGACCGGUCCUCUCCUUUCAGAGAUACAGCAGAAGGGAAACUGCACACAAAGGAAGCCCAUGUCAUAUACAGACUAGAACAGCCUGUGUCACAGUCUUCCCCGAGUCAUCAGCUUCAUGACCAGAGGUCUUCCCCUCUGUCUGCUGGCUUUAGGACACAGAGUACAGCCGGGCAGGGUCAUAGGUCAUCUCCUGAUCAUCAGGUCCGACACGAAUCUUCAGUCAUCCCACCUCCUGCUCACAUAGCCUUUAUACAGAAGUUAUCAGACAAGUCAGGAGUGUCGAGGACUGAGCAGGCUGUUGACCUGACGAAGGUUCACAAGUACACAACAGCAGCUGCUGACAGGAAACAACACAAUCCAGUUCCGGCUUGUGUUGAAGGUCUGAUGGCUCUGUCAGGUCAGAUCCAGCACACUGUUACAUCGGGAAAGGUCAAUGUACCUGUUGGUGGGGUCGACCACGUUGCAUACGCCAGUGCCAACAGGGACUUACUUCAUCCAGUUGCAAAAGAUAUUCUGAAAGUACAUCAGCCACAAAGCUUGCCAUAUUAUCCAGCCAUUGUAUCUGGUGCUCUUCCAUCUGUGUCUGUAGUUCAACACUCCCCGGCCUCGGAAACGGGUCUCGUUCAGUCAGUGUCAUCACAUCCAGCAUCUGUGUUUUCACAUCCAGCAUCUGUUUCUUCACAUCCAUCAUCUGUGCAUCCCGUUUCCACACACACCAUCUCCAAACCCCAUGCUUCAAGACACGUAGUUUCUGUGCCGUCAAAAGGACCAUUGCCACCUCAUGUUAAUCCUUUUACUUUUCCACCAUCUAUUAAAGUUACUGCUGUUCAAAACACAUUGACCGUCACUAACUCUGUGAAAUCUGAACGGUCAGAUUCUGUGCUACCCAAGGAACAUUCUCCAAUGCUGGGCCCAUUUCUUUCACAAAUAAACACUGGAUCAAGACUGUCUCCUCAAAGUGAUAAAGAUGGUGGCAAUGAAAUGCCAAGACUUGUUCCUGAAGUGUCUUUGCCUGAUAAUAAAGACCAUGUCAACAAGUACUCUGACUUCAACCAUGUUGAUGAAUCAAGCAAUGAUCUACUGCCAUUGGAGAAUCCAUUCAACAUGAGACUUCUGAACUUGUCCAAUUUCCCCACAGCUAACCCAUGUAAAACAGGCUACCGUGCUCAGUCUGUGGCAGUUCUUAGGGCCAAGACUUGUUCUAUCACUAGUGCUGCAAAAUCUCUGGAUCUUCUUAGGCAGAAUUUACAGAAGUGUAUCAACAAGGAUAUUGAUAAAGUGAUUCAGUCUUAUAUCGAGAAAUAUUUCAAUCCUGGCAUUGCGAACAUUAAACUGAACAAUGGAUCUAAUGCUGUCAGUGAAGACCAUGUACAUUCAGUGUGUAGACAGAUUCUGGAAGAGGCUAAAAGGAUGUAUUGCAGUGAAAGAAGGAGCCUCACUCCAGUACAUGAUAUCUCGGACAAUGUGUCGGAAUCGGGCAGCACUAACGGCAGACGGUCCAAUUCAGGUUUUGUAAGAAAACGAAGACCAUCAGAUAGUAAUUCUGAAGGUGGUAGAAAUGAAACUGCUGCUCCAAAGAAAAAGAGAAAAGGAAGACCACCAUUGAAUCAAACAGGGCGUGGCACACCUUCAAAACUACUUAGAUCAGAACCCAUGAGACAAGGACCAAAAUGGGAACCUGAGAGACUGACAACUGAGAGUCUGUUUGUGAUGGGGGCAAGAGCAAACAAAGCUCUUGGUCUUGGUAAUACAAGAGGCCGACUGUAUAUAAAGCAUCCUGAUGUGUUUAAGUACUCUGGUGACCAGGACGACAAGGCGUGGCUGUACGAGCGUCAACUAAUGCCAGUCACAGGUGGCAAGGCGUACAUGUUGCUUGUGGAGGACAUCAAAGAUCUUAGUGAAACUGACGAAUACAGAGACAGUCCCAACUUGAUGAUGGAUGAGCUGAAGGGGUUCACCGUUCCCGAGUUCAUGAUUCAGAAGAUGCGUACGGAAAUGCUGGCUCUGAGAACCGACGUGGGAAGAAACAAGUUCCAGCGGAGUCGCUCAGGAACACCGGUUGAGGAACGUGAGACCAAGGAGUGUCCACAGGGUUUACCAUUUUCAAGUUUCAAUACACCAACAUCCUCAGGUGAUGUCAAGUCUGAAUCCAGGGUCUCUCCUGGAGGCACUGAAGAAAUGGAAUUCCUAUCUACUGCUGACAAUGAUGAACAAAAUGGCCAAGAUUUGUCUCCCUUGAACAUGACUAGUGCUUUUGAAGAUGCUGGGUCCCCGUCGCCGACAGAUUUAGACAGCUAUGAUGGAGAUCCACAACUGCCAGCAUCAUUCACCCUCAACAAAUAGACCAUUUAGAUCUCAAUAUAUUAGUUUUAAAAACAUUAUGUUCUAUUGUUAUUAUCCAGACAUAAUCCGGUAGAUCAAGUUUUAUUGAAUGCAUCUAACUCGGUAUAUAAUUUAUUUUUAGUCCACUAUAGAGGACUAUAGGUUUCAUCUCUGUCUAUCUGUCUGUCCCACAUGAAGUUUUGUGUAUAACUUUAUCAUAUACUGUUACAGAUCAAGUUUGACUUACCCAUUUUUCACAGAGUUAUAGCCCUUGAACUUAGAAGAUACACAAAUUUGUGGGUCCGGUGGGGACAUGUAUUGCUUUAAAAAUUAGCAGUACUCUCAAAAUGCUUGUUCUUUUGGCAAGACUGUGCUAUCCAGAUAUAUUCUUUAUUAACAAGACUAACUGAGAAAACAAGGUUCAUAGAAAAAACUUGUCUCUCAGUGAAUAUUUUAUUUUUUUCCUUCAUUAACACUGUACCUUCCAGAUACCUGUGUAUUCUUUAUUAGCUAGAUUAAUUGGGGUAACAAGAUAAAGAGAAUCUAGCAUCAGUGGCUGUUGGAGAUGGAAAAUUACCAAACUUAGAAAUAUUUUAUCUGUUUGUCUGGAAUGAGCAUUGUCGAGUUUCAAACAAAAUAGUUGUAUUGAGAUUCCAAGUCUCAACAGAUACAAGUGUUAGAUUAUUUUUGUUGUAUACCUGGCUACCUGUAUUUGUUAACUUAAAAAGAAACUACAUUUAUUUACAAAAUGUUUUCAUAUUUCAUUAAUAUGUGGAUACAUUUUGGUUGUAGAACUUAGUGACACAUGUUCAUAUAUUUUUUACUUAACUCUUAUUAAUAAAUUUAUUUUCCCUUUAAUUAAAUGUUUAUUUUAAAUUGAAAAGAAAUGGAAUGUAAAAUGUUUUACUGUUCAGUGAAACAGAGUAAAUGUUUUCUAAGGUAUGACUACUUAUUGUUGCAUGUUAUACUAUUAAAUUUUAUUUUUAUCUGAAGAUUGUUUUGUUAAUAUUUAAAAAGAUGUUGUGUAACUAAGUGAAGAAAUGUCAGUAGUUGUUGUAAAAUAGAACCAUGACAGGUCUGGUGAAAAUUAAAUUAUCUGUUAUAAAAUCAAGCAGUUUGCUGUUACUUAAAAUAAAGUCUAAUGGAAUAUUUUGAUCUUGCCUGCACCAAGUGCUAUAUUUUAUGUUUCUGUUUUGUGUUUGUAUAAGAUAUUUAUAAUCAGGGAGAGGCAUGGAAUAGUAUCCCCAUUAGAAUUAUAAUGCUUCCAGUAUUUAAUUAUUCUUUAAUUUGUUUUAGGCUCUUUACAUUUGCCUAACAAAGUCUGCUAUGUUUGUUCUUUGUAAUACUGUUUUACAUAAAUAGAGGAGAAAUGUA